Messenger RNA from Platichthys flesus (European flounder), 896 nucleotides. RefSeq names its product pentraxin-related protein PTX3-like. Bases 31 to 780 code for a protein of 249 amino acids. Gene Ontology annotation, biological process: innate immune response. The record is from RefSeq and is a predicted model, not a curated record. Gene Ontology annotation, molecular function: complement component C1q complex binding. The transcript is spliced from 2 exons. Lineage: Eukaryota; Metazoa; Chordata; Actinopteri; Pleuronectiformes; Pleuronectidae.
UUUUUGUGAUAUUCUUGCCAACGCUUCCUCAUGCACGUGUUCAGAAUCUGUCACGUGCUGUGUUUGCUCGUGGCUUCGUCCUUAUGUGUGAACGAGGUUGAGUAUGAAGGGAACUAUGCAAACGAGUAUGACAAUGAGAUCUCUCAGGACCAGCAGGAGGCCGAGUCUCAGCCUGCACCAUGCCAGCCUGAAGGGUUCUCUCGCUGGGACAAGCUCUUCAUCACUCUGGAGGACUCACACAUGAGGCAGCUCAUGUUGCUGGCGUCUCUGGACCAGUGCCGUGGAGGAAUGGUCUCUCUCGGAGCACAGGUGGAGAAGAUGGCCAGGGGGACUUGCCAGCAGUGCGUACCCAGCGUGGAGUCGGCGUGCCGGGCCCAAGCGGAGCAGGCGAGUCUCGGGCUGCGGCGCGGUUUGAUGGAGCUCAGGCAGGAGGAGGCAGAGAGGGAGAGGAGGUUGAACGCCACCAUUCAGACGCUCCUGCACAGCAGACAUGAGGAGAAGGUCACGUCUGCUGGCAGAGGUCACAGAGCGGCGACAGACACCAGGACCAGACACCAACCGACACCAAGACCCGGAGGUUUGGGGGCAGUUCUCAUCCCAUCAGGCCUGAAGGAGCAGGAAGUAACUCCCCCGCUGGACAUGGCCACGAUGGAACGGACCCUGGUCGCCAUAGCAACAGAGCUGCAGCGAGUUCACCUGCAGCUGAUCAAAUUGAUAGAGCAGGCGGGGGGGCGAGGGAAGACAGAGGAGACACAUGAAUCCAGGAGAGGGGAAAGAUAAUCAAGACAAAUUGACUGGGAACACUGCAGUAAUAUUGAUUUGCACAUUCUCACUUUUCUGUACUGUUUUUUUUUAAUGGCCUUUUUUUAAACAAUAAAAAUGAAAUGUAUUGUAAA